ACGGACAGCCUUGUCUGCUGUCGUUGCCAAGCAGCCAAUUGCAAAAUCAAGAUUAUUUCUCCAUGACCUACAUAGGCUACUCGAACCAAGCCAGGGCUGAGAUACAAAUUUGGAUGAAACAGUGACAGCGGUGAAGUGGCCCAUUUGAAAACUUUUCAAGCUCCACCUGUCAGAAAGCUGAAAAGCUAUAAGUUGCACAAGACAAAAAGAAUACCACAUACAAUGGCACACUGUAAUCUGCUGCAUCCAUCUUCAUCUAAUGAAGUCAACCUAGGCCCCACUCACAAUCCCCAUGCCAAACCCACAGACUUUGAUUUUUUGGCUGUGAUUGGCAAGGGCACAUUUGGGAAGGUGCUGCUUGCCAAAGCAAAGGCUGAUAACAAGUUCUAUGCAGUAAAAGUCCUGCAGAAGAAAGUUAUACUCAAGAAAAAAGAGCAAAAUAAUAUCAUGGCUGAGAGGAAUGUCCUAAUGAAAAGUCUGAAACAUCCAUUCCUGGUCGGGCUCCAUUACUCCUUCCAGACGUCAGAAAAACUGUACUUUGUCUUGGACUAUGUCAAUGGAGGAGAGCUUUUUUAUCACCUUCAGAGGGAGCAGAGUUUUGGAGAGCCACGAGCACGCUUUUAUACAGCUGAGGUGGCCAGUGCCAUUGGCUAUUUACAUUCCCUCAACAUUGUUUACAGAGACCUCAAGCCAGAAAACAUCUUAUUGGACUGGGAGGGCCAUGUGGUGCUGACAGAUUUUGGGUUGUGCAAAGAAGGAAUAAACCCAGACUCCACUACAUCCACUUUCUGUGGAACCCCAGAGUACUUGGCACCAGAAGUACUAAAGAAGCAUCCUUACGACAGAACGGUAGAUUGGUGGGGUCUGGGAUCUGUCCUGUAUGAAAUGAUUUAUGGACUGCCCCCAUUCUACAGCAGUGACAUGACAGAGAUGUACAACUCCAUCCUCCACCAUCCCCUGAGCCUACCGGGGGGGAAGAGCCCAGUGGUGUGUAACCUGCUCCAGGGGCUGCUGCAGAAAGAACCUCACCGUCGCAUGGGAGCCAUUGCUGAUUUUCUGGAGGUGAAGAAUCAUGCAUUUUUCUCUUGCAUAAACUGGGAUGACCUCUACCACAGAAAAAUUAAGCCUCCAUACAACCCUAAUGUGAGAGGUCCUGCAGAUAUGCAGCACAUUGAUCCUGAAUUUACCAAGGAGAUGGUACCAGGGUCUGUAGGUUGUGCAGCGGAUUUUCCUUCCAGCCUGGCUGCAAGUUGCUCAAAUGCUUUCAAAGGAUUUUCUUAUGUUUCCACAGAGGACUAUCUCUAAGGCCAAAUCAUUCAUUCAUUCAGAAAAAAAAAACUAAAAGAAAAAAGUAUAAUAUAUAUCAUGGUAAUUUGUCUAUUGCUGAUUAAAGUAGGCUACUCCAGAAAUAAUGAUGCCCAACAAUAUCCAUAGGAAUGUAUCCACACAGUUGGCCUACUCAGGAGCAUUGUGUAUAAUCUUAUUUCUCUGUACUCUCUUAUAGUGUAUUGGCCUUUUAUCAUCAGCUAGGCUACCAUACAGCCUCUUUCUUGUAUUUAAAAUAGGCCUAUGUUGGAUAUAGUCUACAGCUACACCACAUUAAAUAAAUGAAAUAAGGGGUGCUAUUAUGCCUAGGUCUACAUCUUGUGAAAUAUCUAUUUACCUUGAAUGAAGACUUUUAGAUUUCUUAAGAAUACCUCACUCAUGCAUACAUUUACCAUUUAUGGAUUUUUAUAGGCCUAAACAUCAGUUUGUUCAUUGUCACACCUGCAGUAGGCCUAGGCUAGCCUAACUUAUGAAAUCAUUAUUAGGCUAGGCCUACUGUGUAAAGAAUGGAUUCCCAUUGUUUAUAAGCACAUUUCCAUGUAGCCUACUUCAUCGUGGUGAAGGUUAAAUGUAGGCUUGAUUGUGUCUGUCCUAACCUGUAAAUAUAAUAUUAAGAAUAUUUGAAAGAUCAUAUGUGAAAUAAAAUGCUGUAUGACUAUA
Messenger RNA from Alosa alosa (allis shad), 1986 nucleotides. RefSeq names its product serine/threonine-protein kinase Sgk2-like. Gene Ontology annotation, biological process: protein phosphorylation. Lineage: Eukaryota; Metazoa; Chordata; Actinopteri; Clupeiformes; Clupeidae. Gene Ontology annotation, molecular function: ATP binding; protein serine/threonine kinase activity. The record is from RefSeq and is a predicted model, not a curated record. The transcript is spliced from 13 exons. Bases 223 to 1305 code for a protein of 360 amino acids.